This is a messenger RNA of Phyllostomus discolor (pale spear-nosed bat), 5303 nucleotides long. Its product is annotated as 5-hydroxytryptamine receptor 5B-like. Gene Ontology annotation, biological process: chemical synaptic transmission; G protein-coupled receptor signaling pathway, coupled to cyclic nucleotide second messenger. The record is from RefSeq and is a predicted model, not a curated record. NCBI's taxonomy places the organism in Eukaryota, Metazoa, Chordata, Mammalia, Chiroptera, Phyllostomidae. Gene Ontology annotation, cellular component: dendrite; membrane. Gene Ontology annotation, molecular function: neurotransmitter receptor activity; G protein-coupled serotonin receptor activity.
AACAAAAAAUUACUCCAGCCUGAACCAGGAGAUGAAGAACUGGAAGACAUACAGCCAAGGAUGUUAUCCAGGCAGGGCAGGGUGGGAAGUGCCAGGCAGGGAUAUGAUGAGGCAAGUGGAGCAUGGUGAGAAAUGGCGAAGAGCUGGUAACAGCUGCCUCUUCCAGGCCUCUGCCAAACUGCUCAGAAGCCCCAUUCUUUCUCCAUGGACCAGCUACUCAAGGCACCAGAAAGCCCUCGCCAGGCAAACGUACUACAAGUGAAGCGGCAAGAUGGAGCCAGGUUCAGGAGUUUCCCGUUUUAUAUAUCCUGAUAACCUGAGUCUCCUAUUCCAGGUUUACAUAGGAUCCAGAGUUCUGCAGAGCAGAAUCCAGAGAGGGGCCAGCCCCUCUGUUUCCUGAAUUACAAUCGUGCCACCAGGCCCGUCUAGGGGUCCUUUGUAAACAUCCUCCAGAGACUACUGCAGUUAGGGUGUCCUAUGCAUGGCGGAGGUAGGAAGAGCCUUGGGACAGUGUCAAGACCUGGCUUCUGUUGGUAGGUUCUGCAGACCACCCGCACCCCUGCCACUUCAGUGCAGCCCUGCUUCAACCUCCCGCAAGGAUGGGGUGAGGGCAUCGCACCAAGUCCGCCCUGCCCUCAGACAGUCGGCUGUUUUCCGGGGUUCCCAGCCGUAGCACAGCGGGUUGCCUGGGGGACGCCACAGAGAGGCAGGAGGACAGGCACGCUGAGAGGAGCUGGACUCCCGCGGGCCCCACUCUCAUUUUCCUCCACCGAAAAACGGAGCUCCAGGCAGAGGCGCUAAACCGGGGCUGAGGCAUGAAGAGGUACCAGGGUUGUCACACCUGGAUCUCUUACUGCAUUCAGAGGCCCCUUCCACGUCACCGCCCACCCAGUCCGUACAGAGACGCGGGCUGCCUGUGUGUCUGUUUUAGGGGUGCGGAGAUCGGCGCGCAGGGCGCCAUGGCGACCACUAACCUCUCGGCCGCAGCUGCGGGCGUCGCCCUUCCCCUGGGACCCAAGGCCUGCAGCAGCAGCCCAAGCCCUGACGGAGCCUUUCGGUUGAUUUCGGGUGGCGCCACCCAGCCCACCCGAGAGCCGCCCUUCUCCAUCUUCACUGUGCUGGUGGUGACGCUGCUGGUGCUGCUGAUUGCGCCCACUUUUCCACGGAACCUGUUGUUUCUGGUCACCAUCCUACGCGUCCGUGCCUUUCACCGUGUGCCACAUAACUUGGUAGCUUCGACGACCAUGUCUGACGUGAUAGUGGCAGCGCUGGUGAUGCCUCUGAGCCUGGUGACGGAGCUGUCGGCCGGGCGACGUUGGUGGCUGGGCAGGAACCUGUGCCACGUGUGGUGGAUCUCCUUCGCCCUGCUAUGCUGCACCGCCAGCGUCUGGAAUGUGGCGGUCAUAGCCCUACGCUACUGGACCAUCACGUACCACCUGCAGUACAUGCCGAGCACCCGACGCCGAACUUCUAAGCUUCGAGCCCACCUGGGAGCUCUCCGCACUGACGAUCGCCCUGUCGGCGCUGCUUGGAGCCAGGAAUACUCCUAUGCCGUCUUUUUAACUUGCGGUGCCUUCUCUCUGUCGCUUGGAGCGGUGCUGUUUGUCUACUGGGAGUUCUACGAGGCGGCCAAGUUUAGCUACAGCCGUUGCCGCAGGGCCGUGCUACCUUUGCCCGCCACCGUGCAGGUGAGGCGGGGGGGGGGGGGGCGCUGCGUGGUGCGGGGUUGGGGGAAGAGGACGCUGGCUGAAGAGAACGCUGCGCAAAAGGGAGGGAUGGAGGCGGAAGCUUGCGCACUUGGAGCGCGCACACCAAGGUUGGCCACUGUGCACCUGGAGCGCACGCGGAAUUUGCCAUCUGUUAGCCUAAAGAGUACACGAAUGGGGCUCAAACCUGCAGCCGGCGGGUACGCGAAUGGUUCGUCAUUGCUUUUUUGGUGCUCUGCGGCAAGGUGUUUCAGCACCUGCACACCAGGGCUGCAGCUGGUUCCGCCGAACCACGCGGCAGAAGCAGGCUUGCAAGGGCGGAGCUUCCAGGGAGUGAUGAGAGCUUGCCUGCUCAGCUGUGCCCUCUGUUGCUUUUCCCCUGGAGCCAGCGAUUGGGUUCGCGCGACUCCUGCUGCUGCCAACCUCCUGGUCCCCGCUAGACCAAGUGGCACUGUGGGGGCUGGGAAUUCGCCCCUGAUCCCAAAAUGCAAGAGCAGUGAUGCUGACAAUGCAGCUCUGCCAAGCAGAACCUGUGAAGUUCUUCCUUUAAGUGAGAAGCAGGAGAAGAGGGCCACCCUGAGAGCGGCCAUCCUCAUUGGUGUGUUUGUGCUGUGUUGGGCCCCCUUCUUCCUGACGGAGCUCAGCAGCCCCCUCUGUGCUUGCAGUCUGCCCAAGAGAAGCACAUUCCUGUGGCUUGGCUACUCCAAUUCUUCCUUCAACCCCCUAAUUUACACAGCAUUUAACAAGAACUACAACAAUGCCUUCAAAAGCCUCUUCAAGCAGAGAUAAACUCAUGCCUGGCGAGACAUGCACAGAGUUGUGGGGUGGAAACGUGCCUUUCUCCCCUUCCCCAGGCCGCCGGGAGCCUUCCUCCACAGCUGGGUGUUAAUGGCGCUGAGAGCAGCACACAGGGCCUGGGCUGCAGGGGCAGCCCUACAAAGGCUCUCCAGACAGCAAGUGUGUGGCAUGUGUGUAGCUCACCCUCUGCCCGUGGCGACAGACCCUGCUAAUCGGUCAUGGCACAUGUCCCCACUGAACAGGAACUCUGCUUCAGAAUCCUUCCCCAACAGCACUUUAGGCAGUUAUUGCUACUUGGUUGGAACUGACAAGAGCUGAUUUGCCUUUCCUUUGUCUAAUACUAUAUUCAUCACAGGUUCUCUCGGCACAGGGCUUGUUUUGUGGCCCACUCAGAAAACUGUCUCGUUUAUAACAGCCCUCCCCCAAGCCUUUAUCCACCCAAUCCAGCUCAUCUUCUAAUUUCAAGGCAGUAUGUCCUAUAUUUGACAUGAGGAUCAUCCAAAGGUCAUCCAAAGUUUUGGUAUUUAAAAAGUGUUCGCUGAAACCCCUAUCUAUUGAAUCAGACUUUCAAAAAAGAGGUCUAGUGAUUUGUAUCAGUUCUCCAGAGAUGUUUUUGGAAAGUGAGAGAUUGCUGAAUGUUCAGGUUGCUCUUUGGACCAGAUAAAUUGGUGUUCCUGGGCAGCGGGUGAGAGCCAGGUGGCAGUGCUUUUGAAAGCUCCCCAGGUGACUCCAGUGUGCCGCCAGCACCACGAGCCCCUGGUGAGGUGCCUUCUCUGCUUCUGUACCACAAGGGAGAACAACUGCGAGAAAAUUUCCUAUUACUUCCCCAUACUGACUUGUAUGUGUAAUAAAAAUACUCUACGUAUUCAUUUCUAGGCUCAGAGUUAGUCAUAUGUGUGUGUACAUACAUGCAAAUUAUCCAUCUAUAUCUAUCUACCUACCUAGCUAUUCAACACACACAUGUACACACACAAUGACAGAUUGGGAGGGCAAGAGAGACACCUGGACUAAAUCACCUUGACCACAGUCCACCUGAUCUUGCAGGUGGGCUGGAUACCUACUAAUUAGGCCAUUUAAUUUACACAAGAGUCCUUUCCACCACUGGCUCACCUGAUGGCUGAGGUAUGAAGACGUUCUUUGAGCUGACUGACAACCUGAAGGAAGUGGGGCAGGUAAACAUGUGAUUCUCAAUCAAACAACCUUCUCGGCCAUCCAUCAUUAUUGUGUUUUAAGGGCUAUAGCUCAAGCUUGGGGCUCUUGGGAAUUUUCCCAUCUUGGUUGAAAGAUACCACAUGGUGUUAAUGAUCUUCCCCUCUAUACCUCCUUUCCUAAAAUACGCAAUCAGGAAUAAAUUUUAAGAUGACUGCUUAUUGACCACCAUGUGUAGCUGUUGUAUCAAGUGCUGGCCAUAAGUGGGUUAGACACCCAUGUGUAAACCAAUUCCUGGCAGGGAAAUAGGAUUUCUCUGUCUUAGAACAACUGUCGUGAUCCUCUCCUAGGGCUGGAUGUGGCUUCCUGGGCAGGACAAAGUCAGAGUUCUGCUAGAGUACCCACAGCUGGUUUCCACGAAGGACAGGCAUGGCUUGUGGAGAAUGUUAACAGCUCCCCUUGGACCAUGGCUCAGAGGUACCACCUCUACAUUUUGAACCCCAAAAGCCAGAAGAAUGCAGGCUGUCCUAUGAUCCUUGUGAGACAGAGGCAAUCCUGCAGCAGCCUCAGUCUGUUCCAGGGCAUAGCUGCUUCACAAUCUGUUCCCUCCCUUCUCCAGCUCAUCACCCCAUCAUACUCACACCAUUAGAGCAGAACCAUCUUCACUGCUUUUUCCCCCAAUGCUGCUCUACCUGAAGAGGACAGCCGUCUUUUCACUUCCCUAGUCUCACCUUCAAGACUCAAGAAAAGGAGAGUUUAACUACUUUUGGCUCCAGGGCUUUAAACUCCUAAGGAAAGCAGAUUUACUAAAUGAGAAUCUUCUGUCUUCUAUUUUUUUAAAAAGUAAGCCAAAUUAAAAUGUAAACAUUUUUAUUUUUUGAACAGAUAAUACAUGUACAUGGUACACAAUUUAAAAGGUACAAAAAGUAUACGUACAGUGAGAAGUAAUUUCUACCCCUCUGCCCAGAGGCAACCAAGGCCACCAGGUUCCUGUGUAUCCUCCCAGAAAUAUCUGAGGCACAUGCACAGAGAUGUGUCUGAGACACAUUUGUGUGUGUGGAUAAGAUACACACCCACAGAUAUACCCAUAGGCAUUUUUUCCUCCAUCUCCUUUCUCUUUUUAUAAACAAACAUUAGUGUACUAUGAACCUCUUUCCCCCCACAUUAUCCAUGCAGCUUGUGGACCAUUCCAUGGUGGGACAUACAGAAUGGCUCUGUUCUUUUCAUAUUCCAUUGUAUGGAUUCACCAUAAUUUAUUUAGCCAUUUGCCCUAUGAUGCUGGUAGAUUCCAACAUUAAAAAAAUAUUUUAUUUCUUUAUUUUUUGUAGAAAUGGGAAGGGAGUGAGAAAGAGGGAGAGAAACAUCAAUGUGUGGCUGCCUCUGGCGUGCCCCUUACUGGGGACCUGGCCUGCAACCCAGGUAUGUGCCUUAGACUGGGAAUGGAACCAGCGACCCUUUAGUUUGCAGGUCGGCACUCAAUCCACUGAACCACACCAGUCAGGGCACCAAUUUUUUUGCUAUUACAAUGCUGUAGUGAAAUCCUCAUACACAGGAACAAUUUCUAGAAGUAGCAUUGCUGGCUCAAAAGGUUUGUGCACUUGCACUUUUGAGAGAUAUUGUCCAACUGCCUGCCCUCCAGAGACCGUAAAA